ACCAUUCUGUCAGCCUGGCCUCCUAACCUCCAACACACAGCACAGCGAGAGCCAUGAUCCUGCCCUCCAUCCUGCUGCUUGUUGCCCACACCCUGGAAGCAAAUGUUGAGUGUGGUGUGAGACCCCUGUAUGAUAGCAGAACUCGAUACUCCAGGAUCAUAGGAGGGCAGGAGGCUGAGCUGGGUGAGUUUCCAUGGCAGGUGAGCAUUCAGGAAAAUGAUCAUUUCUGUGGCGGCUCCAUUCUCAGUGAGUGGUGGAUCCUCACCGUGGCCCACUGCUUCUAUUCUCAGGAGCUUUCCCCGACAGAUCUCAAAGUCAAAGUGGGAGCCAAUGACUUAAGUACUUCUUCAUCUGUGGAGCUACAAGUCAACAUCAUAAUCCGGCACAAAGGCUUUAAACGACUGAACAUGGACAAUGACAUUGCCUUGUUGCUGCUGGCCGAGCCCUUAACGUUCAAUGAGCUGACCGUGCCCAUCUGCCUGCCUCUCCAGCCUGCCCCUCCCAGCUGGCACGAAUGCUGGGUGGCAGGAUGGGGCAUAACCAACUCAACUGACAAGGAAUCUAUGUCAAUGGAUCUGAUGAAGGUGCCCAUGCGUAUCAUAGAGUGGGAGGAAUGCUUACGGAUGUUUCCCAGCCUCACCACAAACAUGCUGUGUGCCUCAUAUGGUAACGAGAGCUACGAUGCCUGCCAGGGCGACAGUGGGGGACCGCUCGUCUGCACCACAGAUCCUGGAAGUAGGUGGUACCAGGUGGGCAUCAUCAGCUGGGGCAAGAGCUGUGGACAAAAAGGCCUCCCGGGGAUAUACACUGUAUUGGCAAACUAUACCCCGUGGAUUGAGAAAAUAGCCCAGACAGAGGGGAAGCCCCUGGAUUUUAGAAGUCACAGCAUCUCUGACAAGAAGAAAGACAGAAGGAAGAACCAGUCCUCCAAAUCCCCAGCCCCGAGCUGCCCCCAAAGCUGGCUCCUGCUCUGUCUGCUGUCAUUCCCACUGCUUAGAGCCUUGUCCAACUGGGAAUAAAGCAGCGCAGUCUCCGACCC
Molecule: messenger RNA, 1039 nt
Organism: Mus pahari (shrew mouse)
Lineage: Eukaryota; Metazoa; Chordata; Mammalia; Rodentia; Muridae
Gene: Prss55
Product: serine protease 55
Exons: 5
Coding region: 54-1019 (321 amino acids)
Biological process (GO): proteolysis
Molecular function (GO): serine-type endopeptidase activity
Source: RefSeq, a predicted model, not a curated record